UAAAAGAGAAAUAAUUGUUAGUUUUAUUUUUAUUUUUUAUCAGUGAAAAUAAUAAGAUUAGUUAUCUUGAUCAGUGUUAAAUAUCAUUUUGUUACACGUUACAAGAAGAUACUUCUAAAUUAGUAUACCGAAAUUAUCACAAUACGUUAGAAAAACUAACUACUGUACAAAAAUAUUUUUUUUCCGUUAGCAAUGUGAUAUGGAGUUGACGUUUAAUGAACUUCAAAUAAAUAAUACUGUUUUAAUUUUACUCGAGUUUGUGUUCACUAAAGUGUUUCAAAUGUGAAUUAUUUUUGUAACUACAUUUAGUUUUCUUUCUCAAGUUAUUUUGUAUUGACUUGUAUGUAUUACCUUUACUCUUUGGUCGGUUUAAUGUUUAAUUUAUCUUUACUUACUGAAUAUAAAUGUACAUUUUAAAAUAUUUACAUAAAAAUAAUGUAAAUUAUAUGCAUGAAAAGGCUUAGUCUCGACUGAGACUUACGAAAACAAUGUCCUAAAUUAUCAUAUUUUAUUUACAUAAUUAGUAUAAAAUAUUCAUCAACUUAAUUUGUUGUUUAAUACGUAAGACGUAUCAAUGUAUAUAUUGUCGCUGCCAUUAUGAACAGUAAAAAGCAAUAGAUUCUUUCUAUUACACGUGUUACGUUACAAGUGUCCUUGAACAAUUUUUUGACGUGUGUGUCAAUAUUAUGCAAUGUUAAGUAAGAAUUCUUAUCUUUAAGUUACAUUAUUUGAGCUUGCCUUUUUUAUAGCUGUUUAUUUUCAUGACAAGUUAGUGUAAAUGUAGUUGUGCAUACGUAGCAUCGUAGCGCCCAUAUAAAUACAUCCGCUUGCUUUAAUUCUUUAUUCGGCUGCGUCCCGACGAGAAGUCGGGAUCUAACCUUUCAGAAAAAACAAAUUCUUAUUUUUUAAAAAAGUGAUCAAGUAUUGACGGUGAUUAAAAAUUGUAAAUUUUUAUAUAACAAUUUUGUGACAAAAGUGAAAUCAGACAAAACCUAAACAUUUAGAAAAAUAAUCAAAAUGUCACUUAUAAGCACUUCUUAUAUCGAUGACUUAUUGAGUAUGUCCGAAUCUCCGGACAAUAACAAAGUGAAUUGCCAAGCUGAAAUUCCUCAAUUCUUUGCUGGUAGCAACAUUCUCAUAACUGGUGGUUCUGGAUUUCUUGGUAUACUUCUAAUAGAAAAGUUAUUACGGUGUUGCCCGGACCUAAAAAAGAUAUACAUGAUUAUGAGGUCGAAGAAAGGAAAAUCAUCUGAACAACGAUUUAAAGAACAGUUUGAUGACCCUGUUUACGAGAGAUUGAAAAAAGAACGACCUAACUUUAUUGAUAAAAUACAACUCGUAGAAGCUGAUUGUUCCGAGCUAAAUCUUGGAUUAUCACUACAAGAUCAAGAACAUCUUUUAGACACAAAUAUAAUUUUUCAUGUUGCAGCGACCGUACGAUUUAAUGAACCAAUUCGAAAUGCAGUAAACAUAAAUAUAAGAUCAACGAAACAACUUCUUCUUUUCGCGAAAGAAAUGCCGAAUUUAAAGGCAUUUGUUUAUGUGUCGACUGCAUUUUCUCACUGCGUGAACAAACGUAUAGAAGAAAAGUUUUAUUCUUCGCCCAUGGAACCAGAUAAACUUUUAACAUUGCUUGAUAUACUUGAUGAUAAACAACUAGACAACUUAACUCCAUUUUUAAUAAAUCAAUGGCCAAACGUAUACACGUUUACAAAAGCAAUUGCCGAAGAGACCGUACGUCAAUAUAGCAUCGGUAUACCGACUUGUAUUGUACGUCCGUCGAUUGUAAUGACAACGGCAACUGAGCCAGUGCCUGGAUGGACCAACAACAUCUAUGGAGUGUCAGGCGUAGUGUUUAGCGCUGGCUUAGGUUUGUUACGUAGUUUACAUUGCAAUUCUGAAUGUGUAGCAGAAAUUGUACCUGCCGAUUACGUGGUUUCUCAUAUAAUCGCUGCUUGUUGGGACACGGCUAAAAGAAAAGACACUCUACUUAGUAUCGAGAAUACAACUCCAAAGAUUGAGGAAGAAACCGAAAGAGUGCCGAUGUACAAUUAUGUAUCGUCGUGCCAAAAUCCCAUUACUUGGAAAAUUUUUAUGAACUACCUUCAAAAGAACAAAAACAUUGUACCAAGCGUAUAUUGCGUGUGGUACUACAUGUUCUUUCUGAAUAAACACUUAUUUGUUCAUCGAUUAGCCCAAAUUUUUUUGCACAUGUUUCCCGCUUUGAUAGUGGACGUAGUACUCUUUCUAAUCGGUCGGAAACCCAUGUUAAUAAAGGCUUAUAAAAAGAUACAUAAAUUCGAAACUGUAAUAUCAUACUUUACGAUUCAAGAGUGGCAGUUUUAUAAUGACGCUGUCGUAAAGCUUUGGAAUCGUAUGAGUCUAAGUGAUCGUCAAAUAUUUACUUUCAAUUUAAGUGAUCUUGACUGGGAAUCAUGUACUCUUGCAAUGAUUCCUGGGUUGCGUGUUUACUUAGCUAAAGAUCCGCUGAGCACUAUAGAGCAAGGAAAAGCAAAAUAUAGAAAGUUAAAGAUCGCUCAUUACACUUUGUUGACGAGUCUUACAAUUUUGUUGUUGUGGAAUAUUAUAAAAUUUGUACUUUAUAUAAUAUCGUUAUGGUGAUACUUACAUUAUGAUGCUAGUAAUAAGUUACAACAUAACAAAAUAAAAGGUGUAACUCAGACUAUAUCAUUACUUAGUUUUUCAGCAUUGUCGUAAUACUUGAUAUUAUAUCAUUUACAAUUUAAGUUGUUGAGUCAUUUUCUUUUUUCUGCGUUUUCUAAAGCAUUAUUUUGUUGAAAGCUAAACUACGUAUGAUAAAUACUACUAUAUGUAUUAUGCUAUCUAUAUAUUACAAACAUUAAAAGCAUGCUACGAUAUACAAAGA
Pseudomyrmex gracilis is the source of this 2887-nucleotide messenger RNA. Its product is annotated as fatty acyl-CoA reductase wat-like. Gene Ontology annotation, cellular component: peroxisome. NCBI's taxonomy places the organism in Eukaryota, Metazoa, Arthropoda, Insecta, Hymenoptera, Formicidae. Gene Ontology annotation, biological process: long-chain fatty-acyl-CoA metabolic process. The transcript has 8 exons. The record is from RefSeq and is a predicted model, not a curated record. The coding region runs from base 1018 to 2622 and encodes 534 amino acids. Gene Ontology annotation, molecular function: alcohol-forming very long-chain fatty acyl-CoA reductase (NADP+) activity.